Messenger RNA from Funneliformis caledonium, 144 nucleotides. The record is from the annotation of a GenBank genome assembly. Lineage: Eukaryota; Fungi; Glomeromycota; Glomeromycetes; Glomerales; Glomeraceae.
AAACUUUGUAAGGCGAAAAAUGUUGUCACAAGAGGUGAGAAUGAGAUACAUCGUUAUUAUCAUCUACACUCGUCUGAGAUACCUGUAUACCCUAUAGGAGAAUAUAACUUGGCAAAUUUUGUAAAGACUUUGCUUAUUUUACAG